Williopsis jadinii is the source of this 632-nucleotide messenger RNA. It is a transcript of the gene MIX14, whose product is annotated as Mix14p. Bases 4 to 336 code for a protein of 110 amino acids. NCBI's taxonomy places the organism in Eukaryota, Fungi, Ascomycota, Saccharomycetes, Phaffomycetales, Wickerhamomycetaceae. The record is from RefSeq and is a predicted model, not a curated record. The transcript is spliced from 4 exons.
AAAAUGAGUGAAAUACUAGACCAACUGCUCAUGGAAGAUAUUGCCAAAUACUGUCCCCAGCCAUUUGUUCAAUAUCACCAGUGUAUUUCACAGAACCAUGAGAAUCCAAUGAACUGUUUGGAGAAACAGCAACAACUAGCAUCGUGUAUCAAGAAAGAUGUUCCAGCUUUCCAAAAGAUCAUGGUGCAGUGUAACGACAUCAUGAUUAAAUACCAGACGUGUCUGCAGUCAAACCUCGAGAAACAAAGCGUAUGUCUACCGCUGUUGAAAGACAUCAGGGAGUGUGCAUCUGGCUGUGUUGACAUGCACACCACCUCUAUGAAUGAGUUGAAAUGAAGCACCCGUCCCCAUGCCAUGGACUCCAUGCAACUGAUGGAGAGGGCAUCCAUUGCUGGAGGCACACACCCGGACACCGCGAAAACACCCAGACAUCCCAAAAACCCGCUGAGAAUGCCGAGGAAGUUGGCCAAAUCACAUUCCAUAGUCGUUUCUUUCUCUUAUCAUUCCCUGUAGUUGGACACAACAAACAACAACAAAACGUACAGACAACAUAUGCCAAAACGCGGGAAACGAAGGACUAAAAAGGACAAAAAACGCUCCCCCUCCCCCCUCCAGCUGUUGAAGUUAACGGG